GAAGAACCGAUUUCGAAAACAGUUACGAAAGAGGCUAUGAAUCACUUAAAAAUUUGAUUGUAGUUUUUGUAACACGAACAAAUUUGAUAUAAAGUGAGCCACCGAAUUAUAAAAAGUGGGACAUAGGGAAACAAUUAAAGAUGGUGUCGAUAUUCCUGGACACAGCCUAAGUAUGGCUCCAAGUAAAAAGGGCAAAGCGAAGGCCAACUCAGGCGGGUCAACUCAGUCAUCUGACUCUGUUAACAGCAGCUUCCCUUCAUGUAUUCGAUUCGUGCCUCCCUCCUCCGUCUCCAUCACCGUUCAUGCCAAGCCCGGCUCCAAAGUCUCCUCCAUCACAGAUUUCGACGAUGAGGCGCUGGGCGUGCAAAUCGAUGCUCCUGCAAAGGAUGGAGAAGCGAACGCGGCGCUCCUUGAUUACAUAAGCUCGGUUGUAGGAGUGAAAAGAAGGCAGGUGUCUAUUAGUUCCGGUUCUAAAUCAAGGGAUAAGGUUGUGAUUGUGGAGGAAGUGACUUUACAGGGUGUUUUUGAUGCUUUGGACAAAGUUUCCAAGUCCCAUUGAUGUAGGAAGGAGACCUGUGAUUUCCGUCCAUUAGCAUGACUCAGGAGUUCUUGUUUCUUAUCUCACUGCAGCCAAAACUGAUGCUGGUGUUGGGGAGUGUGAAUCUGUUUUGCCAGUAUUGGAUUUACACUACUGAUUCUCAGGAGACCAUAAAUUGUGAAUCCGACUGUUAAUUGCACUCAUUUUUGGAUUUAUAUUUAUAAAUCAAUAGUUUAUAAUUUGCUA
Messenger RNA from Vitis vinifera (wine grape), 784 nucleotides. RefSeq lists its product as uncharacterized. The transcript is spliced from 3 exons. The coding region runs from base 173 to 559 and encodes 128 amino acids. The record is from RefSeq and is a predicted model, not a curated record. Lineage: Eukaryota; Viridiplantae; Streptophyta; Magnoliopsida; Vitales; Vitaceae.